This is a messenger RNA of Doryrhamphus excisus (bluestripe pipefish), 1840 nucleotides long. RefSeq names its product sorcin (gene sri). Gene Ontology annotation, molecular function: calcium ion binding. The record is from RefSeq and is a predicted model, not a curated record. NCBI's taxonomy places the organism in Eukaryota, Metazoa, Chordata, Actinopteri, Syngnathiformes, Syngnathidae.
ACAUGGCGGAACAGCUAUCGUGAAACAUAAAGCAUUACAUUACAUAAAACAUUCUUAAUUUAUAUCCUACAUAUGGUAGACUAUUCAUAUUAUAACACACUUAAUAGUUUUUUAAAUCAUAAUAUUUAGACGACCUCACUCUUAUCUUGAGUAAUCCCUGACACGCCCUCUUAGAAGAGGGAGGAGCGAGAAAAACCUUAUUCUUCACCAACGUCCACAUUGUUAAUAACUCGUGGUAAAGUACAUUGAAAUGGCUUAUCCAGGAUACGGUGGCCCCCCUCCCCAAGGUGCUGGAUUUCCAGGAAUGCAACAACAGGAUCCACUUUAUGGAUACUUUGCAGCUGUGGCCGGGCAGGAUGGCCAGAUCUCAGCAGACGAGCUGCAGCGAUGCCUCACUCAGUCUGGCAUCUCCGGCAGUUAUAAACCCUUCAACAUGGAGACCUGCAGACUGAUGAUCAACAUGCUGGACAGAGACAUGUCUGGCUCCAUGGGCUUCCCUGAGUUCAGGGAGCUGUGGCAGGCUCUCAAUGCCUGGAAAACUAGCUUUUUAUCUUAUGACCGCGAUCGAAGUGGUACAGUGGAGGCUCAAGAGAUGCAUCAGGCCCUCUCCUCUAUGGGUUACAAUGUGAGCCCUCAUGCCAUGAAUGCCAUCAUGAGGAGGUACAGCUCCAAUGGAAAGAUCUCCUUUGAUGAUUUUGUGUGCUGUUGCGUUCGACUCCGUGCCUUGACGGAUCAUUUCCGACGUAGAGAUACGUCUCAAAAUGGCAACGCCACUUUUCAGUAUGAUGAUUUCAUACAGGUGACAAUGAGCAUGUGAGGAAGGACGAGCGGGAUUCCAACCUUCCUGAGUCCACGAUGCUUAUUGUGAAGAUGUCUAUACAGUAGAACCUCCAACAGUCCAACAUGAAACAUCUGCAAAUCUCCCAAUACCUCUCAGCUCAGUGAGCAUCUAAAGCGUAUGUGACCAUCUAAAGCCUCUGUUGGCUUUUUGAUAUCACCACUCAAGGGACCAGGAAAAAGUGAUGGUAACCACACAACAGGCUGCUCAGUACAGUAGUAAUUAAAUAUUAAUUAUAUACACCUUAACAUUAACCUUAACAUAAAUAGCAUAAUAGCAAACAAUUAGCAUGAACAUUAACAUCAGAAAUCCUUUUUUAGGGCACUAAAGGGUGUUUUUUAUUUAAAGGCCACUAGGUGACAGCCUUGCUUUGCUUAAGUGCCUAAGGCAUAUUUUAAAUAUUUUAACAUGAAGUCAACUCCAGCUUAGGGCAGCAUGUCAUUUUUCUUUAAUUGUUCUUUAUUCAGCUGUUAACUUCUUUUCACACUUUACAGUUAUCCAAGUUAAAUUGCUACAAUAGUUAAUACAGAUUUAAUGAUGGUGACUGUUUGACCCUGGAACGGAUUAAUUCGAGAGAAAACAAAGUUUCUAAAUCCAAACAAAAAGGAGGCCAACCAGCAUGUGUUUAACGUCAGGGUUUCCACUGUGUCAGGAAUAUUUGUGUCAUUCCAGGUAACAUUUUCAUACAAGUCACUGAGCUAACCGUAGCACUUACAUAUACUACUAUAUUUUAUCAAUUUACACACCACGUUUAUCCUAUUCACUAUAUACUGUAUACUCAUUUAAUUGUGUAAGAGAGAUAAAAAGAAAUAAGAGGAAAGGUGCUAAUAAAGUUUGGUCCUCACACGUCUUUUCAUGAUAUCCUGUUUGGUCCUCACACGACAGCAGACUUGAUGAACUGAAAAGAGAACAGGUGAUGGAAUGGAAGGAAAAGGGGUGUCAUAAUGCAAUAAAACAUUUCAUUCAGCUCUCUCAUAACUCAGCAUUAUUGUGUGUGCAAAG